Molecule: messenger RNA, 1896 nt
Organism: Cynocephalus volans (Philippine flying lemur)
Lineage: Eukaryota; Metazoa; Chordata; Mammalia; Dermoptera; Cynocephalidae
Gene: XKR6
Product: XK related 6
Exons: 3
Coding region: 1-1896 (631 amino acids)
Biological process (GO): phosphatidylserine exposure on apoptotic cell surface; apoptotic process involved in development; engulfment of apoptotic cell
Cellular component (GO): plasma membrane
Source: RefSeq, a predicted model, not a curated record
AUGGCGGCCAAGUCCGAUGGCGGUGGCGCGGGGGUGGGCUUCGCCCAGCUGCACAACCUGGAUGAGGCGGUGGGCGGCGGCGGCGAGGAGGACGCGGAGGGCGGCGGCGGCGGCGGCGAGGAGCCGGGCGAGAGCAGCUCGCUGCACAUCUGCCACUGCUGCAACACGUCCUCGUGCUACUGGGGCUGCCGCUCCGCCUGCCUGCGCGCGCUGCUGGGCCGGGCGCCGCGCCGCAGCGCCGCCGCCGACGGGGGGGACCAGCCGCUGCAGCCGCCCGCCGGCGCCCCCGGCCGCCGCGCCACGACGCCCCCGGCCGCGCCCGCGCCCGAACCCGCGCCCCCGCCGCCGCCGCCCGGGCAGCGCCCGUGGCUCGACUGCCUGUGGAUCGUGCUGGCGCUGCUGGUGUUCUUCGGCGACGUGGGCACCGACCUGUGGCUGGCCCUCGACCACUACCGCAGGGGCGACUACGGCUACUUCGCGCUGACGCUGUCCUUCGUGCUGGUGCCGUCGCUGCUGGUGCAGAGCCUGAGCUUCCGCUGGUUCGUGCAGGACUACACGGGCGGCGGGCUGGGCGCCGUGGAGGGGCUCAGCAGCCGCGGGCCCCCCAUGCUGGGCGCCGGCUACGGCCGCGGCGCGGGGCCCUCGGCCACCCCAGGGGCGCAGCGCCUGUGCCGCCUGUCCGUGUGGAUCUGGCAGUCGGUCAUCCACCUGCUGCAGAUGGGGCAGGUGUGGAGGUACAUCCGCACCAUGUACCUGGGGAUCCAGAGCCAGCGGCGGAAGGAACACCAGCGACGCUUCUACUGGGCUAUGAUGUACGAAUAUGCAGACGUCAACAUGCUGCGCCUCCUCGAGACCUUCCUGGAGAGCGCCCCCCAACUGGUGCUACAGCUCUGCAUAAUGAUCCAGAAGAACAGCGCCGAGACGCUGCCCUGUGUCUCCUCUGUGACUUCCCUGCUGUCCCUGGCUUGGGUGCUAGCCUCCUAUCACAAGCUGCUGCGGGACUCCAGGGACGACAAGAAGAGCAUGAGCUACCGAGGGGCCCUCGUCCACCUCUUCUGGCGCCUCUUCACCAUCUCAUCCCGAGUGAUCUCUUUUGCCCUCUUUGCUUCCAUCUUCCAGCUCUACUUUGGGAUCUUCGUGGUGGUCCACUGGUGUGCCAUGGCCUUCUGGAUCAUCCAUGGCGGAACAGACUUCUGCAUGUCCAAGUGGGAGGAGAUCCUCUUCAACAUGGUGGUAGGGAUCGUGUACAUUUUCUGCUGGUUUAACGUCAAGGAAGGGCGGACUCGAUAUCGAAUGUUUGCAUAUUACACGAUAGUCUUGACCGAGAAUGCUGCCUUGACGUUCCUUUGGUAUUUUUACAGAGACCCGGAGACCACUGACUCCUACGCGGUGCCAGCACUGUGUUGCGUCUUUAUUAGCUUUGUGGCUGGGAUUGCAUUGAUGCUCUUAUACUAUGGUGUGCUGCAUCCCAUGGGGCCGCGAGCUAAGAUCCUUGCCAGCUCCUGUUGUGCCGAGCUGCUCUGGGGCAUCCCUUUGCCCCCCGAUGUUGAGCCCAUGGCGCCUCCAACCCCUGGGUACCGGGGGACCCAGGUCACGCCCACCAGAGCCGUAACGGAACAACAGGAGGAUCUCACAGCUGACACUUGCUUGCCUGUUUUCCAAGUGAGACCCAUGGAGCCCUCUAUCCCACCGGGGCGACCUUACUACCCAGAAGGGCCCCUCAUUAAGAUUGACAUGCCAAGAAAGAGGUACCCAGCUUGGGAUGCUCACUUUGUAGACAGGAGGCUAAGGAGGACUAUUAACAUUCUGCAGUAUGUCACCCCCACCGCGGUAGGCAUUCGCUAUCGAGAUGGACCGCUCCUCUAUGAGUUGCUACAGUAUGAGUCUUCACUCUAA